AUGCCCAAAUUCAUCAUCCAGCGUGUCAAGAAUCGUCUCUCGUUGCAGCAGCUUCGCAUCGUCUGGCAAGAGCUUUCGGGGGCACAAAAUGAGCCGCACGAGCGUGAGGCUCUCAUCUUGGAGGGGCUUCAGCUCCUCGUCGAGAUCGUGGUCUGGGGUGAUCAGAACGACUGUCCUGAGAUUUUCGAGUUUGCAAUGGAAAAUCAGUUUAUGGCCUUUCUUCGCCAGCUUUUAUGCCAGGACGCGCCCAUCUCCAUCUACAAGCAAGGCCUGCAGGUCUUGUGCAUCUUCUUCGAGAGCCUCAAGACGCCCACGUCUCUCUGUAUGUGGCGCGUUUGCUGCCGCAUGGUAUCAUGGCCUGUCUUGCCCACGACCCGCAACCCCUGUCUCACCCGUGCUGGAUGCUCAGUUUACAUUCUAUCAGAGAACCACGUGAACGACAUCCUUAGUUUCCCAUUCCCACUUGAGCUGGACGAAGAGUUGCUGGGCUACUACAUUUCCUUCAUGAAGAUGCUUUCUCAUCGCCUCAAUCCCAACACGGUCGCCCUCUUUUGGAACGAGCACCAGCAAAACUUUCCUCUUUACACCGAGGCCGUCAAAUUAUUCGAGUACCCUGAUGCGAUGGUUCGCACUUCCGUUCGGAAUCUGAUCCUUCUCAUCUUCCAAGUGAAGGAAGAGGUGCUGCAGGAUUACGUUCGCGUUACAGGGGCCCCACACCACCUGUCUCAGCUGGUCAAAUCAACGGCCAAGAUCAGCUUGCAACUGGACGCGGCACUUCGUAGUGGUGAAAGUGGUUUGGCCGGUGGCUUGAUCGUGGAGCACCUUGAUCUGUUUCAAUACAUGAAUGAUCUCAUGGUCUUGCCUCAACUGGCCGAUGAUCUGCGCAAGGCUCUCCUCGAGCAGCUAUUUGUGCCCUUGUAUUGUGGGAGCUUGAUUACCAGCGAAGGCCCCAUUUCCCGGCACUUUGCACGGCCGCUGUCCACAGCAACGGCGCUAUUCAUUCUGGCACAGGCCCUCAACGUGUUUGAGGACUCGCCAUUCUUGCACGCCAUCGUGGCCACUUUGCUUUACGGUCGCAGCGAUUACGACAUUGCACAGCACGAGCAUUCGCGAUACGCCAGCGAUGACGAUGAGAGUGAGGAUGAGCGCCCAAGCGACCGCGAGGCGGACAAGGAAGACCACAGCUCAAGCAGAGACGACGACAAGAUGAGCGGCUCCAUCUUUUUCCGGCCCAUCAUUGACUGUCUCUACACGGCCGAGCAGCGUUGUGAUACGGAGGCAUUGCCGGCGUUAAUGCUUUUGUCUAGCAUGAUGGAGAAUCCAAACGUGAGCGCAGCGGCCUUGCGGGGUCGUCGCCUUGAAUUCAUGGCCCCCGAUGGCGCCAUUGGCGACUACAACCAGCAACUGGCCACGGCCCUGUUAAUGUUGAUGGCGCGAGCCUCGACGCUGGCACCGGACAUGCGUCUUCCCUCUGCCACAAACGAUGACAAGAAAGAGGAUAAUGUACCACAGUACCGGCUGAUCACACUCACGCUGGCCAUUCGCUUACUAAACAUGCUGACCACGCCCGUGUCCUCACCCACCCCGACGCGCACGCCUCGACGUGGUUCUCUGACCUCGAAUCUGUCCUCGCCGAGCACUCAGAUGUCGGAUGCCACUUCUUUGGAUGGUGGAGAGCGCACGGGAAGUGCACCACCGUCAGUAAACGGGCCCAGCCAUAUGCUGCUGCGUUCAAACGCCGUCAACCGCUUUUUGGUGGGCUCCUCUUCGCCAACCACGGGGCGCGCCGCAUCUCGCAGUCACCUCCUAGACUCGGACAGCUGCUGCAGACUCAUCCCCGAGCAUCAAUACAUUGUGAUGCGGGUCGCUGCCAUGACUUUGAAGCAGCUCAAGGAUAUGUACACUAUCGAGAUGACCAAAAAAGAAGACCGCUCGGGCAAGUUUUUGGAUAUCUUUGAGCUCGAGCACAAGCGCCUCCAACCACUGCGUCUUGUCCGCUUGUUGAGCAGCGCCACAGUUGUUAUGCCACCCACGAGCAAGAGGCUGCCAGGGGUUGAUUUUGAGCUGCGUUUGCCUGCAACAAAUGAUGAGAAGCUGCGACGCUCCAUUCAGGUCUGCCUGGUGGCGCGCAAAUUUUACUUUGCCGUGAUCGGUGAGCACGACAAGGAGCUGCCGUUGGCCCAGCCGGACUGGCCAGUGGCAAUUCGAGAUACUCUCCCCUUUAACAAGCACCAUGCCAUCAUUCCUUGUUUUGCCAUUACCACGCACAACGGCAAGACGAGCCAAACACGCGUUAUGCUCAGCUUUGACGAAUGGCGCCUCAUUGUGUUGGAGCACAGCACCAUCAAUCACGGAAUCGUGCGGUUGCAUGCGGACCUCUCCUGUGUUCACGUCGAGAAGGACUCGUCUAAUACACGUGGACUGGUCAUCAGCGUUUACGAGCGGCCACGCCACCCGGGUCGUGGUGAUGAGCCACAAUUGGUUCAUACGGCCAAGUACACCUUUAGUGAUCACAUCAAAUGCUAUACGGCUGCUCAGCUUUUAGAAACUGGGCGCAAGAGCCGCAAAGACGGCAAGCUUGGCGCAGUCGCACGCUUGCUCUCAGGCAGCUAUAUCAUCGAGGAGCGGGCCCUGCUGUUGGCUGAAAAAGCUGGCUUUGCGGACCCGCUGGCCGAAGCCCUAAACCCUUUGGGUGAUGCUCAGCCUGCUUCGAGCGCUGUGCUUGACGGGGCAAGCGAUGAUGAUCUCGAAGAUCAAUCGCGCCCUGUUAGUACAACUCCAGCGCCCAGCGAUGCCGUGGUGCAGGACGUGAAAGAGGAUGAAUUGGGUGGGGAGCAGACACAUGUAGCAUGCACAGGUGAGGUGAUAAACAAGUCAUACCUCGUGGCCCAUCAUUUCAGCUACUUGCAGCGCGCUGGCACCGGCCAUGGUUGGGUUUGGAGCGUCCACAUCGGCACCAUGUUGAACCAGCAGUUGCACCAGCGUCAAAUGACCUCCACUAGCGGCGACAUGAAGCGGGGUAUUGCCUUUGUGCGAAGGGCUAUGAUCGCCGUGCGGGCGCCCAAAACAGGAUCCAUGGGUUAUGAUCGGACGGACAAGUAA
Monosiga brevicollis MX1 is the source of this 3102-nucleotide messenger RNA. RefSeq lists its product as uncharacterized. Lineage: Eukaryota; Choanoflagellata; Craspedida; Salpingoecidae. The record is from RefSeq and is a predicted model, not a curated record. The transcript is spliced from 12 exons. Bases 1 to 3102 code for a protein of 1033 amino acids. Gene Ontology annotation, biological process: regulation of autophagosome maturation; endosomal transport; endosome to lysosome transport. Gene Ontology annotation, cellular component: late endosome; endolysosome membrane.